Molecule: messenger RNA, 5475 nt
Organism: Schistocerca piceifrons (Central American locust)
Lineage: Eukaryota; Metazoa; Arthropoda; Insecta; Orthoptera; Acrididae
Product: NFX1-type zinc finger-containing protein 1-like
Exons: 17
Coding region: 1-5475 (1824 amino acids)
Biological process (GO): regulatory ncRNA-mediated heterochromatin formation
Cellular component (GO): nucleus; nuclear RNA-directed RNA polymerase complex
Molecular function (GO): helicase activity; zinc ion binding
Source: RefSeq, a predicted model, not a curated record
AUGUUAAAAAAGAAAAUGAGCCCUGAUUUAAUACACCUUACAAUAAGAAUCCUCGCAGAAAAAGUCUGUGCAGCUGGGUUUCAACACAACAAAACAACUGUUUUGAUUAUAGCAUGCCAGCCAUAUUUUUUAAACCAGCUCGAAGGACAAAUCAACAAAAUUCCAACUGAACAGCAGUCGAGGAAAUCGAAAAUAUUGCCUUUCUUAGAAAAUCUUCUAAUAUUUUAUGAAACAGUUCUUAAUGUACUCCCACAAACUGCAUGUGAAAAAUUUAAUAAUCUGUUUAUUAUGACAGAACUGUCCAUAGAAGGAGCUAAGAGAUACCAAAACAUAAACUGUGAUGACAUUAAGAAGAAGCUUGAAGAUGUUAUUGCCCAGCUAAAAAGCAAGAGAGAAGAAUAUGAACACAGUCCAAUAAAAACAAGUAGCAAAAUGGAGCAGCUCCAAUAUUUGCAGCCCCCUGAUAAUUUUAGACACUACAGUAUAUUCCCAACUGUUGAAGAUUUUGCUAACAAACCAUUUUUGCGACCUAGCAUCGUCAAAGGGGCAUAUAUUGAUGUUGAACAUUACCUAGACGUCCAGUUCCGCUUGUUGAGAGAAGACUUUGUGGGUCCUUUACGUGAGGGUAUAGCACAAUAUAUGGAACAUUGUCUUCAAGGCCAGAAAAGAUUUAAGAGGAUUGACAAUGUGCGAAUAUAUCGUGAUGCUCAGUUCGUAAACACUGUAACUGUUAAAGAAAAAGUAGGUGUGUUAUUAAAUUUUGAUACCAAAAGGAAGCUGAAAAAUAUUCAUUGGGAACAUUCCAAACGUUUUAUGUUUGGUUCUUUGUUGUGUUUUACACGAGAUAAUUUUGGUACCUUCUUUUUUGGUACAGUACUGGACAGGGAUAAGAAACAGCUAGAGAAGGGUUGCGUUGUGGUUGAACUUUGUGCCGAAAUAGACUCAAACAUGUUCUAUGAAUUUUUUACGGUAGCAGAAAGCGAAGUUUACUUUGAACCAUACAGGCAGGUAUUAAAUGCAUUGCAGAAUAUGCCAUUUACAGAAUUUCCAAUGAAGCCUUAUAUUGUUGAUGGGAUUACAGAAGUGAGUCUACCCCAGUAUAUAUAUGCAAAUCCAGAUUCAGCAGUGUACAACAUUGAUGACUUCAGAGUGCCUGUUACUGAAUUGGAUGCUUGGCCUACAGAAGAUGAACUGAAUUUGGAUGUUUCACAGUAUAAGUCAUUCAAAUCUGCUUUGACAAAGGAGUUUGUUAUAAUACAGGGACCACCAGGAACAGGCAAAACUUUCCUGGGAUUGAAGAUAAUGCAUACUUUUCUCAACAACCAAAACAUAUGGAACAUUAACCAUAGACCUAUUCUUGUAGUUUGCUACACUAACCAUGCUCUGGAUCAAGUCCUGGAAGGCACUUUACAACAUACAACAAGAAUAAUUCGAAUUGGUGGUCAAUCACAGUCGAAAGCUCUAGAGCCAUAUAAUCUGAAAGAAAUUAGACGAACUCGUGCACUGAAACUAUCUACAUCACAUACCAGGGAGAUAUUCAGACAAAUGCAAGAUGUCAUCAGUCACAUUCAUUCUCUGCAACGAGAUAUAGAGAAAAUGGCUAACAACUGGGGGGUAGUCAGUGUUUCUUCAUUGAAGGAAAUGGGACUUACUGAUAAACAACUUGUAUCAUUUAUAGAUAAACAGUCAGUCAGUGAUGAACUUUUCAUAGAAUGGUUGAAGGGAGAUGGAAAUGACAAUCCAGAUAAUGAAUUUCAGCAGGGUCAGCUAUCACAUCUUCGUGCACACAGUCAAUAUUGUCAAGAGCAGAUGGAGCGUUCACAAGAUAACCAGGAGGAUUUCCUGAAGUAUCAGCAGCUGUGGCUGUAUAACACAGGCCUCUACAGGUUCUUCAAGAACCGCCUUACACAGGAUGUCAGUAUGGAUGGACAUCUUACUGAGAGAUUGACACGUGUUCACAACCUCUGGGAUCUUAACAUAGAAGAACGUUGGUAUUUGUACAAAUAUUGGUGUCAAUGUUUACACUCAACUCUCAUGAAGAGGGUGUGGCAGUUACAAGCACAAUACAAACAGUUGUGUAUGCGAUAUGAUGAAAUACGUGAUAUUGCGGAUCUCUGUAUAAUGCAAGAUGCCCUUGUUGUUGGCCUGACAACAUCUGGUGCUGCAAGGAAGCAGUCUUUGUUGCAGGAACUGAAACCACGAAUAGUAAUAGUUGAAGAAGCAGCAGAAGUGCUAGAGUCACAUGUUGUCAUUUCUUUAACAAAGGCCUGUGAACAUCUCAUUCUCAUAGGUGAUCACAAACAGCUGCGACCUUCAACUGCAGUCUUUGAGUUAGCAAAAAAUUUUAAUUUUGACAUUUCGUUGUUUGAACGGAUGCUUCAGAAUGGAAUGCAAUAUGACUGUUUGGAAGUUCAGCACAGGAUGAGGCCGGAAAUAGCAAAUCUUAUCACUCCAAUGAUUUAUCCAACAUUAAAGAGUGCACCAUCUGUUUACCAAUAUGAGAAGGUGAAAGGGGUCACAAAAAACCUGUUUUUCAUCAACCACAGAUUUCAUGAAGAAGAGGUGUCUGAAAUAGUCAGCUGCCGAAAUUUGUUUGAAGCAGAAUUCCUAAUCGCUCUUUGCAGAUACCUUUUACUUCAAGGAUAUGAAGAAACUGAAAUUACCAUAUUGACAACUUACUCUGGGCAAAUGUUCUACUUGAGGAAACUGAGAAGGGAAUCUGGUGCACUACAAAACAUUCGAAUAACUGUUGUAGAUAACUUCCAAGGAGAAGAAAACAAAAUAAUUUUACUGUCAUUGGUACGGAGCAAUGAGGAUGGCAAGAUUGGUUUCCUUAAAGUUGAAAACAGAGUAUGUGUAGCCCUCUCAAGAGCUAAAGAAGGCUUUUACAUAAUUGGUAACGUUACACAGGCAUGCUUUAGCAGCCAAAUAUGGCCAAAAAUAAACGAAACACUCAUGAAACAAGAUGCAUUUGGCUCUCAUCUGACAUUAAAAUGUCAGAUACAUCCAACUGAGGAAACAAAGGUCGCCUCAGCAGCUGACUUUAAGGCUGUUCCUGAAGGAGGUUGCAGCCUUCCUUGCGAGGCAGAUCUUCAGUGUGGCCACAAAUGUCAGAGUGUGUGUCAUGUAAGGAACAGAUUCCAUGAAAAUUAUAAGUGCUACUUUCCUUGUGAAAGGAUUCCGCAGCAAUGUCCAUUGGGCCACAAGUGUCUUAAGAAAUGUUUCCAAGAUUGUGGAGAUUGUAAGAUGCCUAUGGAGAAGGUGCUUCCUUGUACACAUGUAAAGACCUUAGCUUGUCAUGUCAAUGCUAGUGAGUACCAGUGUCAGGAAGUAGUGGAAGCUGUACUGGAACCAUGUAGUCACAAAACUAAAAAACUUUGUUUUCAAGAUAUUCAAAAAUUGCAUUGUCCAUUUCCAUGUGAAGACAGGCUUGUUUGUGGACAUAGCUGUGUGAGAAAUUGCCAUGCAGGAGAUGAUCCAGACCAUCUUGAGUACAAAUGUAAUAAACCUUGUGAAAAAAACAAUGCUGGUUGCAAAAAAAAUCACAAGUGCUACAAGAAGUGUUAUGAGGAAUGUGGAGAAUGUGUUGUCGAAGUCAAAGUACAACUAAGUUGUGGACAUACGCAUCAGAUACAUUGCAGUUCUGAUCCAUCAGAAGUGAAAUGUCGUAGGAACUGCAAGCGUACAAUGGAAUGUGGGCACAAAUGUCAUCUUCUCUGUUUUGAGCAGUGUGGAAAUUGUGCAGUUGAGGUACAAAAAGUUAUUCCAGACUGUGGACAUGAAGUUCUUGCAGAAUGUUCUAAAGAACCCACACGUAAUAUGUGUAGAAAGACUUGCAAAAGACUUCUCCCAUGUGGACAUCAUUGUAAGAGCAUGUGCCGCAAUCCAUGCACUUCACAGUGUGAGGAACUUGUACACAGUCAUAUUAGACCAGUAUGUGGUCAUGCUGUUGAAAUUCCAUGUUAUCUGAGAAGCAAAGGAUUAUCACCAUACAGUGCCAAGUUGUUAUCGAGGUGUGAAAUGGCUUGUGGGGAAGUCCUGGAAUGUGAACACAUCUGUGCUGGGACUUGUGGUAAAUGCCAUCAAGGUCGUUUACAUUUGCCAUGCCAGGAAAAGUGUGGUCGUCUGCAAAUAUGUGGACACGGCUGCAAUGUUGAUUGUGCAAAAAGUUGCCCGCCUUGUAAGCAGAAGUGCGAAUAUCGAUGCAAGCAUUCACGUUGCAGUUUGAAAUGCGGUGUUCCUUGUACACCCUGCAGGGAACCGUGUGAAUGGCGCUGUAAACAUAUCCGAUGCACAAAGCUUUGCUAUGAGCUUUGUAAUCGUUCUCCAUGUUAUGAACCAUGCGAGAAAAAGCUUAAAUGUGGCCAUGAUUGUGUUGGCUUCUGUGGUGAACCAUGCCCUCCUUUAUGUAGAAUUUGUAAUGAAGAAGAAUUAACAACAAUUUUCUUUGGCUCAGAAGAUGAAGAGGAUGCCAGAUUUGUGUAUCUGGAGGAUUGCAAACAUACUAUCGAGUCUAAGGCAUUGGAUGAGUGGUUGAAACAGCAAAACGUUGAAAUAGGUCUCAAAAGCUGCCCGCUUUGUAAAACAUCAAUAAAGAGAACCUUGCGAUUCUUAAAUUAUUUGAAAAUUUCAUAUAUUGACAUCCAAAAUAUAAAGAAAAAAGUCUUUGGUAAUCUGAAAGAUAAUGAUGCAAAGAGGGAACAACUGAAUACUACAUUGAAAGGAAUAGUUGUUCCACACAUAGUAAGACGAGAAAGUACUGAAAUACAGGAGAUGCUAACAUUACUGCAUUCUAACCUACAAAAUGUACGGAGGAAAAGACAAAUCUUCCUUUCAAAAACGGGCCUUGACUCAUUAUCCAUUAAAGUAGAGUUUGUCUCAAAACUUCUCGAAACCAUGAACAUCUUUCAUAAAGCUUUGAAUGGAGAACCAUGUAAAAAACUUAUGAAGCAAUUUGACAGGCUGAUUUAUUUGAUGAGAACAAGGAAUACAAACAUGAGCCAACAGGAGGUAAAUGAUUUUAAUUUAGAAAUAAACAGAUUUAUGAGAGUAGCUCAGUUCCGUAGUAUUGAGAGCAGCGACAGUUUCAAAACAUCCCAAUCUGAUGGUGUUGUUAUGGAUUUACACAAGAAAGCUGUGCAAGAAGUAAAAUCUAUUGAAAGAUAUACACCUAUACAGGACCAGAAACUGAAAGAAGUUUUGGAAAAACUGAACAAACAGUUGAAGGUCAUCACUGGAGAUAUUGAAAGAAUAAGGAGAGAAGUUGUGAAAGCAGUAGGUGAACGAUCUGGUCACUGGUUCAAAUGCCAAAAUGGACAUUACUAUGUUAUUGGAAACUGUGGAGGAGCAGUACAUGAAGGAAGAUGUCCAGAUUGCAAAGCUACAAUUGGUGGUGUAGGCUAUCGGCUACAUACGGGCAAUCGUCAUGCUGGGGAACUUGAUGGGUCAGCACGUCCAGCUUAUCCUAAUAUGUGA